AUGCGGCGCCUGACUCGCCGCCUUGUGCUGCCGAUCUUUGGGGUGCUCUGGAUCACUGUGAUGCUGUUCUUCUGGGUAACCAAGAGGAAGUUCGAAGUGCCGACGGGACCUGAAGCGCAGACCCCCAAGCCUUCGGAAGCUGACUGGGACGACCUGUGGGACCAAUUUGAUGAGCGGAGGUAUCUGAAUGCCAAAAAGUGGCGUUUUGGUGAUGAUCCCUACAAGCUGUAUGCUUUCAACCAGCGGGAGAGCGAGAGGAUCGCCAGCAAUCGGGCUGUCCCGGACACUCGCCACAUGAGAUGCAGCUUGCUGCUGUAUUGCUCAGACCUCCCGCCCACCAGCAUCAUCAUCACCUUCCAUAACGAGGCCCGCUCCACGCUGCUCAGAACCAUCCGCAGUGUAUUAAACCGCACCCCUAUGCAUCUGAUCCAGGAAAUCAUAUUAGUGGAUGACUUCAGCAAUGACCCUGAUGACUGCAAACUGCUGAUCAAGUUGCCCAAAGUGAAAUGCCUACGCAAUUAUGAGCGACAAGGUCUGGUUCGAUCCCGUAUUCGGGGUGCUGAGGCUGCCCAAGGUUCCACUCUUACUUUCCUUGACAGCCACUGUGAAGUGAAUCGGGACUGGCUCCAGCCACUGUUGCACAGAGUCAAAGAGGACUAUACCCGGGUGGUCUGCCCAGUGAUUGACAUCAUCAACCUGGAUACAUUUAACUACAUAGAGUCUGCCUCGGAGCUGAGAGGGGGGUUUGACUGGAGCCUCCACUUCCAAUGGGAACAGCUCUCCCCAGAGCAGAGGGCUCGGCGUCUAGACCCCACUGAGCCCAUUAGGACUCCAAUCAUAGCAGGAGGACUCUUCGUGAUUGACAAAAAUUGGUUCAACUACCUGGGGAAGUACGAUACGGAAAUGGACAUCUGGGGUGGGGAGAACUUUGAAAUCUCCUUCAGGGUGUGGAUGUGUGGUGGCAGCCUGGAGAUCCUCCCCUGCAGCCGUGUGGGGCAUGUCUUCCGGAAGAAGCACCCAUAUGUUUUCCCGGAUGGAAAUGCCAAUACUUAUAUAAAGAACACCAAGCGGACAGCUGAGGUAUGGAUGGAUGAAUACAAACAGUACUAUUAUGCUGCCAGGCCUUUUGCACUAGAGAGGCCCUUUGGGAAUGUUGAGAGCAGGAAGAAUCUGAGGAGCACUCUACAUUGUGAGACGUUCAAGUGGUAUCUGGAGAAUGUCUACCCAGAACUCAGGAUCCCCAAGGACUCUUCGAUCCAGAAGGGCAGCAUCCGGCAGAGGCACAGGUGCCUGGAGACAAAAAAGUCAAAAAACCAAGAGACCCCCAGCCUGAAAUUAAGCCCCUGUAUCAAGACCAAAGGCGAGGAAGCAAAGUCACAGGUGUGGGCCCUCACGUACAACCAGCAGAUCCUCCAGGACGAGCUGUGCCUCUCGGUCACCACCUUCUUCCCUGGUGCGCCAGUGGUUCUUGUGCUUUGCAGCAACGAAGAUGACAAACAGCGAUGGACUAAGGCGGGCUCCCGCAUCGAGCACAUGGCCUCCCACCUGUGCCUGGACACGGACACAUUUGGAGAGGGCUCAGAGAAUGACAGCGAGGUCGUCAUCAACCCGUGUGAGUCCUCACUCAUCACCCAGCACUGGGACAUGGUGAGCUCCUGA
Molecule: messenger RNA, 1659 nt
Organism: Elephantulus edwardii (Cape elephant shrew)
Lineage: Eukaryota; Metazoa; Chordata; Mammalia; Macroscelidea; Macroscelididae
Gene: GALNT14
Product: UDP-N-acetyl-alpha-D-galactosamine:polypeptide N-acetylgalactosaminyltransferase 14 (GalNAc-T14)
Exons: 15
Coding region: 1-1659 (552 amino acids)
Cellular component (GO): Golgi apparatus
Source: RefSeq, a predicted model, not a curated record